Mizuhopecten yessoensis (Yesso scallop) is the source of this 974-nucleotide messenger RNA. Its product is annotated as elastin-like. The annotation marks the transcript as partial. NCBI's taxonomy places the organism in Eukaryota, Metazoa, Mollusca, Bivalvia, Pectinida, Pectinidae. The transcript has 8 exons. Gene Ontology annotation, cellular component: membrane. Gene Ontology annotation, biological process: visual perception. The record is from RefSeq and is a predicted model, not a curated record. Gene Ontology annotation, molecular function: sevenless binding.
GUGUGGUGGUUGUAGGUGUGGUAGUUGUUGAUGGAGGUGUGGUGGUUGUUGUUCUAGUUGUGGUUGUUGGAGAUGUUCUGGUUGGUGUGGUGGUGGUUGUUGUAGGUGUGUUGGUUGCAGGUGUGGUGGUUGUUGUAGAUGUGGUGGUUGUAGGUGUGGUAGUUGUUGAUGGAGGUGUGGUGGUUGUUGUUCUAGGUGUGUUGGUUGCAGAUGUGGUGGUGGUAGGUGUGGUGGUUGUAGUUGUGGUGGAUGUUGUUGUAGGUGUGGUUGUUGUUGUAGAUGUGGUGGUUGUAGGUGUGGUAGUUGUUGAUGGAGGUGUGGUGGUUGUUGUUCUAGGUGUGGUUGUUGUAGGUGUUCUGGUUGGUGUGGUGGUUGUUGUUGUAGGUGUGUUGGUUGCAGGUGUGGUGGUUGUUGAUGUAGGUGUGGUGGUGGUUGUAGAUGUGGUGGUUGUAGGUGUGGUAGUUGUUGAUGGAGGUGUGGUGGUGGUUGUUCUAGGUGUGGUUGUUGUAGGUGUUCUGGUUGGUGUGGUGGUUGUUGUUGUAGGUGUGUUGGUUGCAGGUGUGUUGGUUGCAGGUGUGGUGGUUGUAAGUGUGGUGAUUGUUGUUGUAGGUGAGGUGGUUGUUGGUGAAGGUGUGGGGGUUGUAGGUGUGGUAGUUGUUGUUGUAGGGGUGGUGGGUGUAGGUGUGGAGGUUGUAGGUGUGGUUGUUGUUGGUGUAGGUGUUGUGGUUGUUGUAGGGGUGGUGGUUGUAUGCCUGGUGGUUGUUGUUGUAGGGGUGAUGAUUGUAGAUGUGGUGGUUGUUGUUGUAGGUGAGGUGGUUGUUGGUGAAGGGGUGGUGGUUGUAUACCUGGUGGUUGUUGUUGUAGGUGUGAUGAUUGUAGAUGUGGUGGUUGUUGUUGUAGGUGUGGUGGUUGUUGUAGGUGUGGUGGUUGUUAUAGGUGUGGUGAUUGUUGUAGGUGUGAUUGUUGUGUGGUAG